Perca fluviatilis (European perch) is the source of this 4685-nucleotide messenger RNA. RefSeq names its product synaptotagmin-like 2a (gene sytl2a). Gene Ontology annotation, molecular function: neurexin family protein binding; small GTPase binding. The coding region runs from base 464 to 4318 and encodes 1284 amino acids. The record is from RefSeq and is a predicted model, not a curated record. NCBI's taxonomy places the organism in Eukaryota, Metazoa, Chordata, Actinopteri, Perciformes, Percidae. Gene Ontology annotation, cellular component: exocytic vesicle; plasma membrane. The transcript has 20 exons. Gene Ontology annotation, biological process: intracellular protein transport; exocytosis.
CAAACUAUCCCUUUAUGGUGCUAUAUAUGUUUCCAGUGAGACAGGCUGACUUGAGACGGAUGCCUGUAAAGUUGAGCAGGGUAAAGCAGCAGGAGACAGAGCUUCCAGCUGCUCUCUGCUGCUCCUCCCACCUGCAGCAGCUCAGGAUCCAGUUGCAGGUUAGUUUUCACCCAGUGAGGAGCAACAUCGAGAGGGUCAAACUGGUCUGGAAAGGGUCAGACAUGGCUGCAGAAAACAACCUUAGCUAAAGCAAAAUCUAUCCAAAAGAACCUUAACCACCGUUUCAAUAUAUGAUUUUAUACAAUGGAUAAAGCACACACAGUUUGUGUUAACAACUGGCACUGACUUGACUUGGAGGAACAGAACCAGAACCGUAUGAACUGAAGCAGUGAUCAUGUUGAGCCACUAGACACUAACUCGAAGCAGUGGAAAGCUGAGGACGCAGUGAGCGGCAGCAGUCAUCAUGAUCGACCUGAGUUUCCUGACGGAGGAGGAGCAGGAGGCCAUCCUGGCUGUGUUGAGAAGAGAUGCUGAGCUAAAGAAGGCUGAGGAACAGCGAGUCCAGAACCUACAGAAGACUGUGAGUGACAAGGGCCAGCUGCGGUACAUGACUGGAGAAUGGUUCUACGAGACCAAGCAGCUUCGUCAUCAGGAUCGCAUCCAUGGCUCCGAGAUCAUCAGGGCCUCCAUGAGACACUCACAUAAACCCCUGACUACAUUGGAGCUCUCCCAGAUAUGGCCUGAGAAGCCCAGUUAUGUCAGCAGUGAAAAUAAAGACGUGUUCGCCCCACCUGUACUCUGUGGAGUCCUUCAAGAGCCUGAAUAUCAAAACCAGAAGCCAUAUGAAACACCUCAAGAUACACCAAAUCCAGUGUUACAGUCACCCACAAAGCAAAGGAAAAAUCCAUUCAACAGUGAUGUCAUUACAAAUCACCCUUUUGAAGAAAAGGACAGUCAGUUAUUGGACGGAGCGGUGGAUCAAGUCACCGACACCCAGACACUGAAUGAGGAGCCUUUACCAUCAUCUGAUAGCUGCAUUUCUUAUGCUAGUAACAUUAAACAAGACCAUAAUGACAGCCCGAACGCAUCUGUUCCCAUGUCAAUGCCCGAAAACAGAGAAGUGAUCACCCGUUCUCAGCCCUGUUUUGUUGAGGAAGACGGGCAAGGAGAUCAGCAGACUAACACCGCUGCUCCGAGGGGCAUCCUCAAGCGCUUGUCCACUUCUAGCUCCACAGACUCUCUGUUCUCUCGCCUGGACCUGCAGAGUCCAGUUAGCCUGGAUUCUCUCCCUGAGACCUGGAUAGACAGGAAGCAGGUGAGGUUCAGCUCUACGGUCGGUUGGAGCGAAUUGGAGUGGCAAGAUGGGAAGGAGCUGGGAGAGCACAGUUUGCUGGACGUCGACUCCGUCACUCCCUCUGAACUGGAAAAUAAUAGUGACCUUGACCAUACUGGUAGUACCACUGUUGGCACACGUAGGCCUUUACUCAGACAGAGCCAAGUGGAUUCACAGGAAGGUGAACUCAAUUGCAAAGAUGAGGCAAGCCUCCAAGAGCAAGAAGCUGGCCAACACCCGGUUCUUGGUGAUGUCUCUGAGCACUGUCAUUCAGAGGUCCUAAGCCAUGCAGUGCCCAAACUCGUUUCUGCUGAGCAGGAGUCAGGUAAGCCUGUUCACCUGGAGACAGAGCCUGAAGAGGAACAGCACUCUCAGGCUGAGGCCACAGACUGGCCAACUGGACACAACAUCCAUCCCCAAAAGCUGCCUGAACAGAGAACUGACAUUUCUGUUGAGGUCACCUCAGACACCAAGCCGUUUAAUGGCAGACCAAAGGGUUCAUCUCAUGCUGUUUCACCAAAGCCUAGACACAUUUUUGAGAAAGAGAGAACUGCUGAAGUACAGAGUCCACAAAAAGAAGAGGUAAAGGUACCAAAACAAAGUAAAAACCAGCAACACCCAAAAUUCCCCCCAGGGGCCUUUAUUCCCCCUCUACACAGUUCAACACUCAAUAACAAAGUGGUUUCCCCACAAGCUGAUCUGAGAACAUCCAUAUAUAACAGAGACAAGUCUGAGGAAGAGGCACAAGUGUCUCCAUACAAAACCAAGUCUAAUGUUGUUUUGAAAUCAUUAAAAGUGACAGACAAGGGUUUUGUCAGUCAGAGUUCAGACAGGUCACAGCUGAGGAGUCUUGGUAGUACUGGGGAUGUCCAGUCAACAUGUCACCAAUCCCAAGUCAAGGCUAAUACAGAGCAUCAAGAAAGACCCCUCAGUCCUAGUAAAUCCCAAUCUCCGAAAUCAAAAGACCAGGAUGACGAAGUCAGGAGGAGUCCAUCAAAGACCUUCCAUCCAAGGGUCCUACCUAGAGAAUCAUCCAGUCCUAAGAUAUCCAAGCUGGAAGGCUCUCCCUUGAAAACCUUUUCAAUAGACAUCGACCCCCAAACUAAGGUGGUUGAAGAACAAGAAGUGAAGGCGACACCAGUACCAAGACAGAAGAAGAGUCCCUCACACGAAGCUAAGCAGACAGUGCAGACAGACGCUAUCCCUACCACAGACAUCACCUCUCGUCCUCUCCCUUUACUUCCAGAAGACAGAGCAGCUUAUUUUGGCAAUGUGAAUACACAACAAAGUAGUUCAAGCUCCUUUACAUCAACACAAUCCAAAAAAGCUUCAGAGAAGAAGUUGGGGACCUUUGCACGCCUCGCCAGAUCUCUCAUCCCUCAGGAUUAUCAGCAUUACCUUGGGCCACAGGAGAAGGCCCAUGUCCCUCCUUUUCACCAAGACAGAGCUGUUGCGGCAGAAAAGGAAGUGGAACACACACCACAAAAUGCCCUCAGAGACUUUGUGGGAAACCAGAGAGACAGUUCCACUGUUGGGAAUCCUCCCGCAGUCACUUCUUCGAUUGUGCAAAAUAAAGACGGAUACUCCAGCCAAAACACAUCAACCAGGGCCGGGUCUCUGUCUCGGGCAAGUUCAGGAAGUCAUGAUGACAGUUCUAGUCCCAUCAUUUCAGCCCUUAAACAAUUAUCUUCAAGGAACAUAUCCUCAUCCAAAAGUCUGGAAAACCUCACCUCACAAACAAGAGAAGAGAGGACCCAAAAUAACUCAAGAGAACAAAUGAAUCAAAGUGUGGAUAACGUUUCUUUGCUUCCACCAUCAGCCUCUACUCUCCCCAACUCAAAGCAGAUGAAAAGCAGUGUGUCAGUGACUGUUCUUCAGCAGGACGAGACAGAUAGUGACAGCACUUCUGAGACCAUCUUGGGCUGGAGAAGAAACACGGGCAGCUCCACAUCUAACUUAAGUCUCUCCUCAGGAAUGGCCUCCAUGUCGUCUGUCAGCGGCAGCAUGAGCAGCAUUCACCCUGCAGAUUUUGGUGAUGUGGAGGUCCAGGGAAGCAUCCAGUUUGCUGUGAACUACAUCCAGAAGCUUGGAGAGUUUCACAUAUUUGUGGUGCACUGCAGGGAUCUAGCCAUGGCCGAAACUAAGAAGAACUGCACUGACCCAUAUGUGAAAUGUUACCUUCUUCCUGACAAAACCAAGUUGGGAAAGAGAAAAACCACUGUAAAAAAGAAGACUUUAAACCCAACCUACAAUGAAAUCCUCAGGUUUAAAAUCAUAAUGGAAGUGUUGAAAACUCAGAAUCUGAACAUCUCGGUGUGGCACAACAACACUUUUGGGUGGAACAGUUUCCUGGGCGAGGUGGACCUGGAUUUAUCAGAGUGGGACUUCAGCAACACUCACAUCAAUGAAUUCCCACUAAAGGCCAGGGUCUCAGCACAAAGUCCAGCACCGUCUCCCCUGCUAGUGAUGGACAGCAGAGGACAGAUGAGGGUCGCCCUGAGAUUCCUGCCGCAGACGUCCCACAGUAAGAGGACAGCUAGGAUAGAGACUGGUGAGGUGCAAAUCUGGGUGAAAGACUGCAAGAAUCUUCCUCCAGUCAGAGGAGUUAUUAUCGACCCGUUUGUGAAAUGCACUGUGCUUCCUGACACGAGCCAGAGAAGCCGACAGAAGACGCGGGUGGUGAAGAGGACCGCCAACCCGAUGUUUAACCACACCAUGGUGUACGACGGCUUCCGACCAGAGGACCUUAGAGAGGCCUGUGUGGAGAUCACAGUGUGGGAUCACGACCGACUCAACAACCACCACAUUGGCGGUCUGAGGCUUGGGUUAGGGACAGGGAAGAGUUACGGGUUGGACGUGGUUUGGAUGGAUUCAACGACAGAUGAAGCAAACUUAUGGGAAAGGAUGUUACAGUCUGAUGGUGAAUGGGUGGAGGAUGUUUUACCUCUGAGAAUGUUGGUCAUGGCAAAAAGCAUGUCAAAGUGAGAUUGUAUAAAAUGUGUGGAAACGUUAUGGGAGCACACUGUAUGCACAUUUGGAUGGAUCUACAAAGUAUACACUAUGAGUGGAAGUAGCAGCCUUAAUGAGCAAUGUGUAUGUAUCUGUAUUAUAAAUAAAUAUGCAUGGUACUUAAGUUUGUAUAGUACAAACAACAUGUUAAAUCUGUAUUCUCAAAAAGGUUAAUUACUUAUAAUAUAUAUGAUACAAAAUAGGGCUUAGAAUACAAUCUAAAUUAUACAAAUUACAGAUUGUUUCGAUCUGAGCACCAAUGAUUUGUAUAUAGUCCUAUUGUUCUAUUAAGUAAUUACUGCAUUAAACAAUUCUCUCUUCAAUAAACAGUAUAUUCAUCUGA